Molecule: messenger RNA, 3016 nt
Organism: Erinaceus europaeus (western European hedgehog)
Lineage: Eukaryota; Metazoa; Chordata; Mammalia; Eulipotyphla; Erinaceidae
Gene: BMAL1
Product: basic helix-loop-helix ARNT like 1
Exons: 22
Coding region: 533-2491 (652 amino acids)
Biological process (GO): regulation of transcription by RNA polymerase II; circadian rhythm
Cellular component (GO): nucleus; aryl hydrocarbon receptor complex; cytoplasm
Molecular function (GO): protein dimerization activity; RNA polymerase II cis-regulatory region sequence-specific DNA binding; DNA-binding transcription factor activity, RNA polymerase II-specific
Source: RefSeq, a predicted model, not a curated record
UAGGUUAGUGGUGCGACAUUUAGGGAAGGCAGAAAGUAGGUCAGGGACGGAGCUGCCUGUUUACCCGCGCCGGACUCGCCGCCGCCGCCGCGGGAUCCGAGUGCGGGCGCGGGCGCGGGCGCUGCCGGCGAGCCACGCUCCUUUCCCACAUCACCAAAGGCUUUGUAAGGAAAGUGCCCCUCAAAGGACAUGGAUAGAAACCCAAGGUGGUACCAAGCAGAGUGCAUGCUGUUGGGCCCAAACUGAGUGUUUCAAAUGUGGACGCCUAUGCCUGCACUGGUUUCCGGAAGGAGCUGACUGCCUGGAAGGAAAUGUCCAAACAUGAAAAUCACUUGGAGGUGAGCAGGAAGUUCAGCGGCCCCUGGCUCCUCCCAAGGUGGAUCUGAGCUCUCAGAACUCAACGGCAGAUGAAGAGACUUGGGCCUGGAGGGAAGGAGUGACAGCCCGUCACACCCUGCAGACGCCAGCGCCGUGGGCGGCACUGGGCCCUGUUCAGCCUGGCUCAGAGUUGGAGUCCCCUGCAAGACCGUCAAUGGCGGACCAGAGAAUGGACAUUUCUUCUACAAUCAGUGAUUUCAUGUCUCCUGGUGCCACCGACCUCCUCUCCAGCCCCCUCGGCACCAGUGGUGUGGAUUGCAACCGGAAACGGAAAGGCAGUACCACUGACUACCAGUCGAGUUUGGGAAGCACAGUGGCUGGAGGUCAGAGUCCACUAGGAGGUGCUAUGAUUAAUAUAGAAAGCAUGGAUACAAACAAAGAUGGCCCCCAUGGAAGGUUAGAGUACACAGAACACCAAGGAAGGAUAAAGAAUGCACGGGAAGCUCACAGUCAGAUCGAAAAAAGACGGCGGGAUAAGAUGAACAGUUUUAUUGACGAGCUGGCUUCUCUGGUACCGACGUGCAAUGCGAUGUCCAGGAAACUAGACAAACUUACCGUCCUGAGGAUGGCCGUGCAGCACAUGAAAACGUUGCGAGGCGCCGCCAGCCCAUACACGGAAGCAAACUACAAACCAACCUUCCUGUCAGACGACGAGUUGAAACACCUCAUUCUCAGGGCGGCCGACGGAUUUUUGUUUGUCGUCGGAUGUGACCGAGGGAAGAUCCUCUUCGUGUCAGAAUCCGUCUUCAAGAUCCUCAACUAUAACCAGAACGACCUGAUCGGCCAGAGUCUGUUUGACUACCUGCAUCCCAAAGACAUCGCCAAAGUUAAGGAGCAGCUCUCCUCCUCCGACACCGCGCCCCGCGAGCGGCUCAUUGACGCAAAAACUGGACUUCCAGUUAAAACAGAUAUAACCCCUGGGCCAUCUCGAUUAUGUUCUGGAGCUCGCCGUUCUUUCUUCUGUAGGAUGAAGUGUAACAGGCCUUCUGUCAAGGUGGAAGACAAGGAUUUCCCCUCCACCUGCUCAAAGAAAAAAGCAGAUCGAAAAAGCUUCUGCACAAUCCACAGCACAGGCUAUUUAAAAAGCUGGCCGCCCACAAAGAUGGGGCUGGAUGAAGACAACGAGCCAGACAAUGAAGGGUGUAACCUCAGCUGCCUGGUGGCCAUUGGACGACUCCAUUCUCAUGUGGUUCCCCAGCCGGUGAACGGGGAAAUCAGGGUGAAGUCAAUGGAGUAUGUUUCUCGGCACGCGAUCGAUGGGAAGUUUGUUUUCGUAGACCAAAGGGCCACAGCUAUUUUGGCAUAUCUACCACAAGAACUUCUAGGCACAUCAUGUUAUGAAUAUUUCCACCAAGAUGAUAUAGGACAUCUUGCAGAAUGUCACCGGCAAGUUUUACAGACAAGAGAAAAAAUCACAACGAAUUGCUAUAAGUUUAAAAUCAAAGAUGGUUCUUUCAUCACACUUCGGAGUCGGUGGUUCAGUUUCAUGAACCCUUGGACCAAGGAAGUAGAAUAUAUUGUCUCAACCAACACGGUUGUUUUAACCAACGCCCUGGAAGGUGGGGACCCAGCCUUCCCGCAGGUCACUGCGUCCCCCCACAGCAUGGACAGCAUCCUGCUCUCUGGAGAAGAUUUCUCUGUUGUAGGCGGCCCAAAGAGGACCCACCCCACCGUUCCGGGGAUUCCGGGGGGAACCAGGGCCGGCGCGGGAAAGAUUGGGCGAAUGAUCGCCGAGGAGAUCAUGGAGAUCCACAGGAUACGAGGGUCGUCCCCUUCCAGCUGCGGCUCCAGCCCCCUGAACAUCACGAACACACCCCCUCCUGACGCCUCUUCUCCAGGAACCAAGAAGAUUUUAAACGGAGGAACUCCAGACAUUCCUUCCAGUAGCCUACUACCAGGGCAGGCUCAGGAGAACCCAGGCUAUCCGUAUUCUGACAGCUCCUCUAUCCUUGGCGAGAACCCUCACAUAGGCACAGACAUGAUAGACAACGACCAAGGCUCAAGCAGCCCCAGUAACGACGAGGCGGCCAUGGCUGUCAUAAUGAGCCUCUUGGAAGCAGACGCCGGGCUGGGUGGUCCUGUGGACUUCAGCGACUUGCCAUGGCCGCUGUGAACGUUGCCGUGGCCACCGCUACGCUCUCCAUCACUAUCGAAGUGCAUUGCCGGCGGGGUUUUACAGUCUGUGAAGCUUACUGGAUAAGGAGACGACAGCUUUUGUGGACUGUCUUCAUAAAAGCCACCUCAGAGCCCCUGACGGAAGUCAGUCUUGCCGUGUGUAACUUCAGACAGAGUGGAAGCAAGCCUGCCCUCGCCGUUUCUUCAUCGCCGGUCGGUCGGUCGGUCAUUGGGCUCGCUGUGAAUAGCUUGCAGUCAUUGUAUAUUUUGGAUUCUGUUUGUGUUGAAUUUUCUAAUCAUUGCGCACAGAAGCAUCAUUGGUAGCUUUUUAUACGUGGACAGUCAUUUCAGAUGGAUGGUGUUUUUACACUACAAACAAGUCCCCCCAUGUGGAUAUUUCUUAGACUAAUUGUACCAUAAAGCUGUUUAUUCUUCCUUGUAAGAACCCUUUACUAUAAAUAUGGGCUAAAGUAUGUAUUAGACAGGUAAAUAUUUUUAAUAAAUGUCUCCCUUGUUCUAUAAA